AUGGAAUACACAUACCCUCCAACAUACAACACCCAGGGCUGGGAGGAAGGUCUUUCCUUGAUGUCACAAGGGCAGUUCGCCUCCACCGAUGUCGAUGCUGGCAACCUCUCCGCCAGCUACCCCCUCCUCGCCGCGGAAUAUCCGACACAACAAACAAUGGCUCAACAUCUGUACGAUCAAAUGCCCAUGGUUGAGCUAUAUCGACCUCCCAAGCCCGCAUGGGCAUCACCCCUUCCCCACCUCGGCCACACGGCCACGGGGCCUUCAUAUAUCGCCAGGAACAUUUUCUACCGACCUCCUGAGCCCGCAUGGACAUUGUCCCUCCCCCAUCUCGGCUACAUGGUCGCUGGGGCCUCUCAUGUCGGCGGAGGCGACAUCUACGUCUCCCAGCAAAUGCUGCCGGCUGGGGGAAGUUAUCGCCAGGCAGCACCAAUUGCCUGCGAGCCCGCUGAUGGCGAGUCCUUUCUCCAACAAGGGCCGGCGCCAGCGUACUGCGGCCCAUCUCAUGCCGUACAACCUCAGAGCAGCGACGUACAGCUGAUGGGGCAACAUAUCGCCAGCUCGCGCGCGCGGCAGCAUCACCUCAAGAGGGAGUCGACGCUCCCCAUGCCAUCAUCUCAGGCGAGUAUGGGUAGGGAGGUCACGGCCAGGACCACAUUCUCCACAAGGCGAUGGCGUCCGAUCCUGCCUCGUACAGCGGGCACUGCUCCGGCCCAGGCGGGCAGCUUCGAGGGAAAUACCCUUGACCAUGCAACAUUAACACCAAGAAAGUCCCUUCGCAGGAAGACUCCUGCGAACAGGAUCAGUCCCAAGGCUGUAAAGGCGUUGGGCAAGGGGAAAUCCCGCGCGAGGACCGCAACGCCGGUUCCCAGGACGGGAAGAAAGGAGACGCCGUACCUCGGUGCGAAGCACAGAUGUGAUCCCUGCAGGAAGGGUUUCGGGCGCAAGUACGAGAGGGCGCGGCAUAUGAAGUGGGGAGCCGCACACAGGGUGGGAUCGAUCGCAUGCGACCAGUGCAACAAGACCUUCAGUCGGCCAGACUCGCUCAGGAAUCACCAGCGCGCAGCCCAUGACUGA
This is a messenger RNA of Heterobasidion irregulare TC 32-1, 1077 nucleotides long. RefSeq lists its product as uncharacterized. Lineage: Eukaryota; Fungi; Basidiomycota; Agaricomycetes; Russulales; Bondarzewiaceae. The record is from RefSeq and is a predicted model, not a curated record. The coding region runs from base 1 to 1077 and encodes 358 amino acids. The transcript is spliced from 3 exons.